Molecule: messenger RNA, 1260 nt
Organism: Penicillium griseofulvum
Lineage: Eukaryota; Fungi; Ascomycota; Eurotiomycetes; Eurotiales; Aspergillaceae
Product: Cytochrome P450
Exons: 7
Coding region: 1-1260 (419 amino acids)
Molecular function (GO): monooxygenase activity; iron ion binding; heme binding
Source: RefSeq, a predicted model, not a curated record
AUGGUUCGUCCGAUCGUUCGCUGUGGUCCUAACCAUCUGACAUUCAAUGAUUUGGAUCUAAUUCCGGUAGUAUACCAUCGUCAGAGUGAUAAGACAGACUAUCCGCAAGACUUUACUUGUCCGGGUGCAGCCACCAACAAGGCUGGCUAUCUUGAAUAUGCAGCAGCCAAACGGCAGUUUGGACAGGCAUUUUCGGUAUCGCGGGUGCAGUUGUUUGAGGGUCUAGUGGAUGAAAAUCUCAUCAAGUGGGUUUCCAUUCUUAACGAGGAAAGCCACAAAAACCCCUCCAUAGACUGGAGUACCUGGGUCAAAUAUUUUUCAUUUGAUGUCUAUGUUCCAAUGAGCGUGGGGGAGAGCUUUGGCUUCUUAGACCACAAGUCCGAUGUGCGCAAUAUGUUGCAAAGCAGUUAUCGUAUCUUUCGGUACUGGACACUCAGUCGAUAUCGUCCCAUUGCUUGGCUAGCAGGCCAUACCUCUCUGGGGCGCCGUUUGUUUGUCAGUGGCCGCGAUGACCCAACGGGCAUGGGCAUGUGGACUAACGAAGUGCAUGAUAUCACUCAAAGGCGCAUGAAAUCCUCCGCAACGCAGACAAAGCCACGCUGGGAACACUCCAUGUUGGAUCAAUGGCUUGCAGCCAAAUCCGCGGCAGGAGAGGGCAUUCCCCUAUCGGAUAUCGAGGACCAGCUAGUUUCUGACGUACUUGGUGGUCCCUAUGCUCUCGCCACCACACUUAGCCAUCUGGUGACCACGAUGGCCAAACAUCCCAAGGCAGUUCAGCGAGCUCAGAACGAAAUCGAUAACGCAUUUUCCCAGCAGACACUUUCCACGCCGUCUCCCACCUACACAGAAUGUUGCGCACUCCCCUUUGUUGAUUCUUGUGUCCGGGAGGCCAUGCGUAUUACAGCGACGGCCUCUCCUAGAUGGCGCUGCUCACCAGACAGGCCACUGCGUCUUCUAGACUGGAACGUCCCUCCGGGUACUGCGGUGGCUACCAGUCCCUUCACUAUCUCCACUCAUCCUCGGCUCUACGGUGACAAUUCCGAAGAGUUUGUUCCCGAGCGGUGGCUUGAGGCGUCGGAGGAGCAGUUGCGAGUGUGGAAUGCAUAUGAUGCGCACUGGGGAUUCGGCUAUCGCAAGUGUCCCGGGCGACACAUAGGUGUCUUGGUCCUCUAUAAGGCUUUGGUUACUCUCCUACGCAAUUUCGAUAUCAAAGAGGGGAACUCACAAUCGUCCCUAGUGAUGGUGACACGACAACUCUAA